This is a messenger RNA of Haliaeetus leucocephalus (bald eagle), 947 nucleotides long. RefSeq lists its product as uncharacterized. The transcript has 2 exons. The record is from RefSeq and is a predicted model, not a curated record. Bases 14 to 544 code for a protein of 176 amino acids. NCBI's taxonomy places the organism in Eukaryota, Metazoa, Chordata, Aves, Accipitriformes, Accipitridae.
GCCUCCAGCAACAAUGACUCCUGAAGAUAGUUCCAAGUCUCCUGGCUAUUCUAAAACUGGAUUAAAGAAUACAGGAAAGGGUUUUGAAUCAGAUCUGGAAGAUCCUGAUCAUGAAAGGAUAUUUGUAACUGCGAAGGAAUUCCAAGCCAUGGAGAAAGAACUAGAGGAUGUAAAAGAAGAACUGAAAUGCCUGAAGUGGAAAGUGAGACACAUUGGUGAGACUGUGCAGCCCUUGGCCGAAGACAGCAAGCGUUACAACGGCUAUACCCUGACGGAGCUCAAGGCAAUGGUGCAGUUUGAAGACGACCCUUACAAGGCUGCACACAAGAUCCUAACCGCGCUCUUCAGCGAUGUCUACUUGCUACAGCACUCAGUCACUGAACAGGCCUGCAACUCCCGAUCUCUGCCCAAGCCCAAAAUAGACCCAGAGCUGUACACGGUGUACUGUGACAUUCUGAAAAGCAUAUUCCCUGGAAUUAGCAGCCAGACCUUGAGGGAAGAGACACAACACGUGCAGAAAAGCAACCAGAAAGAAGUGCAAUAACACCAGAGCCCACAAGAUGUUCUGCAAAGUGAGAAGUCUCCAGUGAUUUUAGAGGGCUGAACUGUGGUACGUACCGUUGGUUGAGUCUAUCCCUUUUAGGUGUGAAUCAUCUGUAAAGAUAUUGGUGAGCUCUGAGCCCUUCAUGCCACUUGCCCAGUGAGACAGGGUGGGAAGGCAUUCUGCAUCCUUCCCACAUUUUAGAAAAAAAUUGCCCCUUUAAUGUCUCUUUCAAUCUAUGGACAUUUCUUUGUUUCCAGCAACUACAAAUGCUGACAAAAGAAUCCAGAGAAGGCAUUGUAUGUCCAAGCAAGGGCCUUUUCCCAGCCCCAAACAGACCAACCAACCAGCAUCUGGGUAGUUUCUAUUUUCUAGAGUAUAUCAUUCAUUAAAUGACAUUACUUGU